Odontomachus brunneus is the source of this 1142-nucleotide messenger RNA. It is a transcript of the gene OSCP1, whose product is annotated as protein OSCP1. Bases 37 to 1104 code for a protein of 355 amino acids. The transcript is spliced from 4 exons. Lineage: Eukaryota; Metazoa; Arthropoda; Insecta; Hymenoptera; Formicidae. The record is from RefSeq and is a predicted model, not a curated record. Gene Ontology annotation, cellular component: cytoplasm; plasma membrane. Gene Ontology annotation, biological process: transport.
UGUACCACUGACGAUCGAGUGAUCACUCCAACGAAAAUGUCCUCGCACUCGACACCAAUUCUGUACUUGAACAUGGGCGGCGAGAUGUUGUAUGUCUUGCGACAGAGACUAAAGGCGCAGCGGAUCGAUGUCGACAAAACAAUACAAGUGCUGGACGACGUAACCGCCGCUCUGCUCAACCCCAAGAUCCUGUCGUCGGUAUUUGAGGAGUCGUCGAUGGUCGGGGUGCCGCAAUUACGCUCCACCUUGGAGCGUGUUGCUCUCUCAUCCAUCAUGAAGCUCGAUAAGAGCAGCAUGGACAAGCUCUUCGACCUGAUGAUCAUGAUGGUCAAGUACCAAUUGACAGCGUCUACUGGACCCAGGGAGGUCAUUCUCAUCACGUUGAACCACAUAGACGCGAUGCGCGACAUGGUGAGCGAUGUGAACGCGCAAAAGUGUGUCACCUUGGUGCAUCAGAUGAUCGUUGACUUCUACGGCUCUCUGACUUUCGACGAGGUUUGGGGCGCGCGAUGGAGUUGCUUGAAGGAGCUGGAGCCGUACAGUGUUCGAGUUUCAAUCCUUCUGCGUCGUGGUCUACAGAACGAGGACGCCAGUUUCAACGUAACACCGCACAAGUACGACGAGAAAUACGCGGAACAUAGAAACGGCCUAGCCACCAUGAGGCUGAAGGACGUGAGCCCAGAAACCUGCUGCGGCGGAUCCUUCGGUACUUUCGGAGAUAGGAAGACCUUGUUGGGAAAAAACAUAUAUUUGCCGACGUAUGGCAUAACAGAAAACACGAAUUCUCGGCGAGACAGCCAACAGUUCCUGAGAGACUGCGGCGUGAAAGCGGAACUGGGUAUGUUGGCUGUUCAGCUGGGCACCGAAGAAACCAAUUACGAGAGACCGUUCACCCUCAAUUUACUGUCAAAUGAGGACGACGAGAAUGCUAACAAUGUGGACAAUGAAGUCGACGCCGAGGGGAACAGCGUAAAGCGGGGAGAUUCGAAGCUAAAGAUAAACGAGGAUUACAAAGCCAAGCUGGAUGUAUACGCAGACUUGUUCGAGGACGAAGGAUUAAAACACAGCAUGGAUCUUCUCGAACUUCUCGAUAAGGUCGAGUAAUUUAAGAUUUUUGAAGGCCUAACGAUAACGCCACAAAU